AUGGCGAGCGCCGGCACUUCUCGUCCGCCGCCCGUCGCUCAACCGCCACCUGCCAACAUGGCCGACAACCGACCGCGCGGCAUCGUAUUGGCGGAGGUCGCUGGCAAGGCGCUGUUCUCCACCAAGCUCGGUCAGGUUGCACCUCGUCCGGUAUCCGAUCCACCCGAGCCAGUGAUUGCGCGCGCACCUAACAUGAAGAUGGAGAUUGAGCACCAGAUCGACCGCUUCGUGCAGCAGCUGCGCGACGAGUUUCCCACUCAGUGCAAAGAGAUCUUCGUCGGUUACUACACGAUCCACGAUUACUUUGACGCUCAUGACAUUCAUCGCCUCGGAGAGAAGUAUCUCGCUUCCGCACUUGACUGUAUCGCGAAGCAAAACAGUACCGCUGUCCAGGACUUCGUUAACGACUGGUGUCCGCGCAAUCAUGACAAGGUGCUGAAGAUCUGCUACGGCACCACGCUCCAAGAGUUGUUCAGCGAAGGCGAAAUCAAGGACCGUGGCGAGCUUUUCUUCACUAUUGCUGUCAUCAGCAUUCGGAAUGCCCUCGAGGCAACCGCUAAGAAGCAGCAGGCACGUGAAAUGGCCCGCACUUGUGCCACCAGGAGUGAAGAUACAAGCGGAAAGCAAGAGGCACCCCAGGCAGGCCCAGAGCCGAACGACCAGAGUCAGACAUACAAAGUCGCACCGGGCCUACUCCGCGUUGGAUGGCGCCAACCCCACUCGUCUCCUGCGGCGCAAGUAGACACUGUUCAGCCCAUUGCGACGACGCGCUCUUCAAGCAUUGCCGUACCUCCUGGUCCUAUCAUGCAGCCCCACGCUUCUCUGCGCAAGAACAGUCAGGCGAACACCUCUGGCCCGGCCACGCCAACCCUAGCCGAACAGACGACCUACUCGUCCGCGAAGUCGAACUCUUCCAGGAAUACGCCUCGGGUGCCGCCCUACCAUUCCAACAUCGGCAUGGUUCCGCCGACGCAUCAGAAGAACCACAGCACGCCGCGAAUGAACGCUCUUACGCCUGGUUUCAUUCCUCAAAGCGCCAUGUGCGCUCCUGCUUCAGUUGGUCAUACUCACGGCCCGCAUUCUCAGACUACCACGCCUCAGGGUAUCGCUGCUCAACUCUACUUCCCUCCCGGUCCGUAUCAGGGCAUCCAUCAUGGUUUCGAGGCUGGCCCAAUGCAUAGGGAACUCAACCCCUAUGCCAAUUUCCCUGGUCCCUACAACAUGCAGUCGAACAAUCCUGACAUGAAUUACACGACACCCCAAGCCACUCCACACAUGCAUGUUGCACAACCCGCUGGAGUUCCCGGGCCAGUCAGCUACGUGCCCAUCCCAGCCUUUACGUCACCUUCAAUGGUACAGCCCGGUCUGGCCAGCAUGACCAACUUCCAUUAUGGAGCAACGGCGCAAGACAUGAGACCGCGACGCAUGUCAGGACCGGCAUCGCGUCAUGACUAUGGCCCGCGCUCCCAGAACAAGCAGUUCGGAAGGGGUCCUCGUGGCGGUCGGCGCAAUUCCGUACGCGGAAACUACAAUGGAGGCAACUUUCGGGCCCCUGCUCCUGGCCUAAUGAGUUCCGCUGGCGACUCUCCUUUCAACAGUAGGCUUCCCGCAAGCAGCAGCGAGCCAUUCCCGGCUUUCUCGCCUCACUUUGAAGCGUCCAGAAUGGCUGAAUCUGGAAAUCCCCCACCUAACAUUCGAGACUUCAAACCUGUUGUAUGGGUUCACAACAUCCACCACUCCCUCAGUCAAGAUGAGGCUGCUAAAGAGCUGAAGUCACACUUCGAGCAUCUACUCAAUAGGCCUGUCAUGGAUGUGAAGGUCAGUACUGACAAGAACAACCACGCUUACGCCCUUAUCACUAUGGGAAGCUUCUACGAUGCGAACCUGGCACUGGGCCUACAUCAGUCUCUCUUCUUCGGCCGCCAGCUCACUGUCAAAGUCCCAACUAAGCAUGAGCAACGGAUGCCUCCGGGUCACGACCUUACGAAAGGUUAUCCGCUGUCCGCACCUCGUCAGCCUGCUCAGACCCCGCACGCCAAUCAGACUGUAUUCAUCAACCCUAACGAACCGGGUGUCAUGGGAACUCUCGACAACUCUCGCAGGCUGUCGGCAUCGGAGCGUUGCGUCUCGGCUGCCACAAGCAACCGGCGUAGCCGUGGUCCUUCUCGUACUUAUGAGGCCUCUGCUGAUAACCCUAUGUCCUACUCACCUCAGGAUGCGCGACGCUUGCAACCAACCGAAGUGUCUAAGCAGGCUACCGGAGACACUACACAGACCUCCGAGGACAAUACACAUGCGGUCAGGGAUGAUACACAGGCUACACAGGCUACACAGGCUACACAGUCUACACAGGCUCCGCAGUGCCUGCCUACUUCUACUACGGCCACGCCGACAGCCGACGUGGCUGUGCAGCGUCCGGAAUCACGCGCUUCUUCUUCAGCAACUUCCACGAAACAAAGGAAGUGGAGUUCCAAGCGCGGUAAAAAGGGAGGCUCAAACAAGUCUAGGAGUGGUACCACAACCCCAGAGCCUUCUACAGCUAGCACCACCGAGCGUACUGCUAUAGUUGGAAGGCAAAGUCCGCUUGAAUCCGCCACGAAGUCCCACCAUGAUGAUGCUGGUCUGGUGGACAAGAAAAUGACGACAAUCCUUCAGCUUCGAGAGCAAGAGAAGCAGCGCAGGCCCACUUUCCCAGAGGGUCAAAGUUCAAACGAGUCAGUCUCGACUCAUGCUACGGCCGAAGGAAAGGCAAGCUUGACCCAAGAAGAUUGCGAAGGCACGAUAGCUGGUGAAGGAAAAGACGGAGGUGUCGUAGACAUGGCCGACACAAACGCAGUGGAGCCAGAGAAGUCAUCCACCAAUCAAGGUAUUGCUGGUGAGAGUGGAACACAGAUCGAUUCUGGUAAGCUGGAAAGGCCAGGUUCCAACCUGCGCCGGGCUGAAGUCGCGUUGCCAGAUAUCAACCUCCACUCUCGCAAGGAGAAGCAAGGCACACCGUCCGCUACAUCAAGCACACGUGUGAGCUAUGCCCAAGCAGCUGCUUCAGGCAAAGCGCCUAUCGCGAUGAUCAACUCUGCUGUUUCCACUCGGUCUCCUGUUAUGGAGCGAGAGGCCGAGAGCAGCUACUGCACCCCUGUAGAGACUCUUCCGUCUCCUGCGAAAUCUGAGACGUCGGCCUUGAUUACGCCGACGAAGGUUACCAUGGGUCAGACAGAGUAUGCAACGCCUGACAAGGACGACAGCUUCGUCACGGUGCUGGAAGAACCAUCUUCGGUCACGAAGGAGGGCAUAACUUUCGCGGAUCUUCUACAUGUGUCGAACGAACAAGCCGACGAUAGUAGCACAAUCUCUCCUGGAGGUGCUGACACUUCUACUACGGCUUUUGCGGAUGAACCUCAGGCGGCCUCGUCUACCAUCGCUGCGAAAGUUCACAGCCAGGCCUCCCCAGCGCAGAUCGGAGAGGCUUCAGCCUCUGCAUCGACAUCAUCGAAGGCCGAGGAUGUCGCAAAGCAUGCCGAGCCCGGUUCCCCCGUCGAGAUCAAGCCCAGCUCUCCCACCGAGACCAAGCCCAGCUCUCCCAUCGAGACCAAGUCUCGAGCCAGCGAGGAUACUGACCAGACAGACAAUCUCGAGACGGGAGGCUCCGAGGUAGCGGGGGGACCAGUGAAGACCGCUCAACCCAGCGGUUCAAUCCACCCGAACGCUCGUUCGAAGAGCGACAAGAAGAAGCAGGCAAAGAAGGGCAAGUCGUAUGGCAAAGGCAAGAAGGGUUCACUCGGCUCCCCUUCGGACGGCGGUUUCGAGCUCGUAGACAUUCCUUCGGGCAAUGACUUUGAACUCGUAGACCCCCCUUCAGGCGACGAUUUCGAACUUGUAACCCCUGCAGACGAAAGUGACAUCAGCACCAAGUCAGACUCAGACGACAACAUGAUCAUAGUCAAGACCUCUGGGACUAUCCGUUCUUGCUAG
Diplodia corticola is the source of this 3969-nucleotide messenger RNA. Its product is annotated as jumonji domain-containing 3. Gene Ontology annotation, molecular function: nucleic acid binding. Bases 1 to 3969 code for a protein of 1322 amino acids. The record is from RefSeq and is a predicted model, not a curated record. Lineage: Eukaryota; Fungi; Ascomycota; Dothideomycetes; Botryosphaeriales; Botryosphaeriaceae. The transcript has 3 exons.